UUGACAGCGCGCAGAGAGGCGGGGGAUUGCGAACAGACCGACUGACUGGAGGUCUGCAGCGGACUGAGAGUCGGAGCAGCCGACAGUGAAAUAGGUGGGAAAAGUUGCUGCUAACUCCGUCCACGGAGCACCGGGAGACACCCGUGGAGUUCCCACAGUCCAGCAGUUCCCCCAGUCAGACAUGAGGAGCCCCCCAGGCCUGGGUCGCUGAGCAGCUGAGAUCAAAGUUCAAGUGCUUGUUCCGGCAGUCAUGGCUGACAGGGAGGGGCUGCCCAUCGCCCCGGGCCAGAUCUACAUUGAAGUGGAGUACGACUACGAGUACAAGGCCAAAGACAAGAUGGUGACCAUCCGCCAGGGAGAGUGCUACAUGCUGGUGAAGAAGACCAAUGAGGAUUGGUGGCAGGUGAGGAAGGAGGAGGGCACAAAGGCCUUUUACGUGCCGGCGCAGUACGUCAGGGAGGUGCGCCGGGCGCUCAUGCCCCCCCAGAAGCCAACAUUGAGGGCCAAGCCCACUGUUUUGGAUAUCUGCCGGGCAUCCAAUGAAAACCUGAACAGAGCCCAGCCGGAAAUGUCCAGCUUCGGGCGUCCGUCGCCUUCUUCCACCCCGUCGCCAUCCUCUGAUCGUGUCACACCGCCAGCUCUGUCCAAGGAUGCUAACCAGAACAUGAGCCCCCAUCACUGCAAGGUGGUAGCCGAACUGGUACUUCUUCACAACAACAACAACCAUCACCACGCCAACAAUUCCACAUUGCCAAGGACACGGGCAGACUCGCCUCCGCUUAAAGUGGGGAACAACCACAAAAAAAGUCCAGACAGUGACAAGGCGUCCCCGCCGAGCGAGCUGCCGGGAGAUCGCCUGAACAAGCUCCACAACGACUCGGAGUCUGGGGACGAGCUGAGCAGCAGCUCAACAGAACACAUGCAGACAACGUCACCUACAGGUCAGGGUCGAUCCGACUCGCCGGUCUACACCAACCUCCAGGAGCUGAAGAUCUCUCAGUCCAGCCUGCCACCCGUCCCCUCCAGCUCCCCCCUCCACAUCCUGGGCGACUGGGAGACCCACAAAGACCUGAGCGGGAGGCAUUUCUACUAUAACCGUGCCACUGGAGAGCGGACCUGGAAGCCACCGCGCACCAGGGACGCCAGCGGCAGCACCAGCAGUUUCCGAGCGGACAGCCAGGGCACACUGGAGAGUGAGCCACUGUCCUCAGAGGAAAACUGUCACAGCACCCACUCCAGUCAGUCUGACAGCCAGUACGGGUCGCCCCCUAGAGGCUGGUCUGAGGAGCUGGAUGAACAUGGACACACACUCUACGUCUCUGAAUACACACAGGAGAAGUGGAUAAAGCAUGUGGAUGAACAGGGCCGGCCCUACUACUACAGCGCUGAUGGAUCCAGAUCAGAAUGGGAACUGCCCAAGUACAACAUCUCCCCUCAGUCCGGUGAGGUUCCCAAGAGCCGCAGUCUGGAGAGGAAGCAGCAGGAUCCCAUCGUCCUCACCAAGUGGAGACACAGCACCUACGUCUUAGACCUCAACGACAAGUUCUCUUUCAAACUCUGGCGGUUCACUUCCGACUCGCACAAGAGGAGAUUUCGUCUCUCUCUUUACCGUGAUAAAGAGUGUGCUCCGGCGCCCAAGCAGAGCUCUCCAGACUCUGACUCCUGCCCCUCAUCUCCUAAGCACCCCUCGACCCCCUCAGAGAAGUGCGGAGUCCUCAAUGUCACCAAGAUCACAGAGAAUGGAAAGAAAGUCAGGAAGAACUGGAACUCCUCGUGGACCGUGCUGCAAGGUUCCUCCCUGCUCUUUGCAAAGGGUCAGGGCGGCAGCACCAGCUGGUCUUACUACCGCAGUGGCUCCAUCCCUGAGCUGCUCCUCACUCUCCUUAGCAACUGGAAGCGCUCAGUCAAGCCCCGCCCUGCUGUCUCCUAUGUGAACUGUAGGCCUGUGCAGGCUGCCGCUAAGUUUGGGAGCAACCAGUCGAAGCCGGAGUUCACCGUCGAUCUGCGAGGGGGUUCGGUGGAUUGGGCCUCUAAGGACAAGUCGAGCAAGAAACACGUCAUCGAGCUGAAGACUCGUCAAGGGACGGAGCUGCUGAUCCAGUCAGAGAUCGACAGCGUCAUCAACGACUGGUACCGGGCCCUCACGGAGACCAUCAACAACCAUGCCUGGGAGUCAGAUGAGGCCAUUGAGGAGGACAUGCCUGAGUCUCCAGGAGCUGAGAAACAGGACAAAGAGAAAGACCACCGAGACUCCAAGAAGAACAGAGCGAUGAAGACCUCUGUGAGCAUGGACUCGUCAGACCAGAAGAAAACCAGGCUGAAGCUCAAGAAGUUCCUGACACGUCGACCCACCUACCAGGCAGUCCGAGACAAGGGCUACAUCAAAGAUCAGGUGUUUGGCUGCAGCCUGACCAGCCUGUGCCAGCGGGAGAACACAUCAGUCCCCAACUUUGUCACGAUGUGUAUCGAGCAUGUGGAGAACACAGGUCUCAAUAUUGACGGCUUGUACAGAGUGAGCGGCAACCUGGCAGUGAUCCAGAAGCUGCGCUUUGCUGUAAACCAUGACGAGAAGGUGGAUCUGAAUGACAGCAAGUGGGAGGACAUCCACGUCACCACUGGAGCUCUCAAGAUGUUCUUCCGGGAGCUUCCCGAGCCUCUCUUCACAUACGGAUCCUUCGACGACUUUGUUGAAGCCAUCAAAUGCUCCGACUACAAGCAGCGAGUGAAUUCAAUCAAAGAUUUAAUAAAGAAGUUGCCAAAACCCAACCACGACACAAUGCAAGUCCUCUUCAAACACCUGCGGAGGGUGAUUGACCACGGGGAGGCCAACCGCAUGACCACCCAGAGCGUGGCCAUCGUGUUCGGACCCACGCUGCUCCGGCCCGAGACCGAGACGGGCAACAUCGCGGUCCACAUGGUCUACCAGAACCAGAUAGUGGAGCUCAUACUGCUCGAGUAUGAAAGCGUCUUCGGCAGGUAGAGGGGCCCACUCAGAGUAGGACGCCUGGCUUUACAAACACGGACUUCUUUUCCUUUUCCCCCCUUUUCUUUGACUGAACUGAACAUUGCUGUGGACCAAGCAGUUGGGAGAAACAAAAAAUCAUUGACAGGACAGUUUACAAACGCGUUGCACUUACAGAAGUUUUGGAGAAGAGUUUGGAAAAAAAAAAACAAGGUGUACAGAUUUCACCUGCUUCUUCAGUUGCCAUUCCUGCUGCGAGUAGCAGGCUGGACAAUGGACAGUGUUUCAGAGUGAUGCCGUGGUGACGUGUGGAUGUCCGUGUGAUUUGGUGGAUUUGAGUAUUCAGGUGUUUUCACAUACACUGGAUCCCUGUGGCCAGUAGCUUCAAAGCAGAGCCGGGGGCACCUUCCGCCUCCUGGUGGACCGGAGUUUGGCGGGUCGCAGCGGUGGGCGCAUGCGGCAUUCAUAGCCAAACCGGCAACCUCAUCACCUCGCCGAAGGAAUGAUCUGAAUUUGAACUGGAUAGGUUUUUCUGUGUCGUGGAGCUUCGUCUGUGAUGUAUCAGCCCCGUGUGGUUUUGGAUCAGGCGGAUAAAAAAUAAUCAGUGUUAUGUUAACAGACUGUCUUUUGGCACUUGGAUGAACUGGAGUUACAGAUCGUGUCCCCGACUUACCUUAGCGACACCAUCACCCUCCCCUCCCUCGCACCCACUCCCCCUUUUUCAGCCAAUGUUAACCAUUAACCCUGUGACAUGAGCAUCCUGUGACUUGAAUGACGGAGGACAAACCCUCCGUCUGUGUGUGUGUGAGUGAAUUAACCUAAAUGGAGCAAAUCCUGAGCAGAAGCAUCCUCGUCUUGCCACAUUGUACAAACUGUGUGUCGUGUAGUCUUACGUGCUUUGGUAAAGUUUCCGUUAAGCUGCUGGGGGUCAUCGUCUGUGCUCCUUUAUGAACUUCAGUGUUGGUUUCUUCAUGAGAUGUCGACGAGGCCCUGGCGUUACUGGAAAAGUGGAUUUCUGGGGACUGCAGUGUUACCGAUUUUUACAUGACUUGUCUCUGACUGUCGGCUUGAUGACCCCUCUCUUCACCUAAGCUAAUAUUAAAGAGUAUUACAGAGAAGGGAAACGGUACUGAGAAUAUUUUAAAGGUUGACGUAUGGGUGUUAAAAUGCAAAGAAGAGCCUUUAAAAGAACCUUUCAGAGCAUAUGUACAGUGACAGAAACUAGUUGUUCAAAUGUGUUAUAGUGACUGAGGUAUGUAUGCUUUGAUGGUGAACUAGUGAAAGAUGAUUUUGAUUUUGUAAAUUUGAAUUAAAUCAUGACAAUACACAUAUUGUGGAAAACAAACAAACACAUGAUUGACUGUUACUUUUCUUUGAAGGUGUACCUGGAGUGUUUGCGCAUGGUCAGCUGCACAUUUUGAAUGUAAUUUUCAGGCUAACUGCUGUUUGUGAAACUGCUACGUCUAAUAAAAAAGACAAACUAAAUGCU
Epinephelus lanceolatus (giant grouper) is the source of this 4451-nucleotide messenger RNA. It is a transcript of the gene arhgap12b, whose product is annotated as Rho GTPase activating protein 12b. The record is from RefSeq and is a predicted model, not a curated record. Gene Ontology annotation, molecular function: protein binding. Gene Ontology annotation, cellular component: cytoplasm. Gene Ontology annotation, biological process: signal transduction; regulation of GTPase activity. Lineage: Eukaryota; Metazoa; Chordata; Actinopteri; Perciformes; Serranidae.